This is a messenger RNA of Brassica napus (rape), 1170 nucleotides long. Its product is annotated as subtilisin-like protease SBT3.4. The record is from RefSeq and is a predicted model, not a curated record. Lineage: Eukaryota; Viridiplantae; Streptophyta; Magnoliopsida; Brassicales; Brassicaceae. The transcript is spliced from 6 exons. The coding region runs from base 298 to 963 and encodes 221 amino acids.
ACUUUGUUUAGUAUGAUUUUUUUUACUAAAGUUAGUAUAAAAUUAACAUACUACUUUAUAUUUUUUGUUAAUAAUCUUUUAAGAAUUUCAUAGUUUUAAUUGACAAUUAUGGAUGACGAUUUUCCAAUAUAUUGGAUUAGAAAAUCAGUGCAAAUAAAAUAUUUGGUUGAUUCAUGUUUUAUUUUAAUGGUAAGAUAACCACUUGGCAGGAAAGUGUACUUAUAGUGAAGGUCAUAUAUCCAGGCCGGCAAAAUUAUAGCCGUCUAAUCACAGAUUAAUCAUUUGAGGCCGUCCAUUAUGAGUCAACUUAAAAUUGAUAUAAAUGGUAAAAGUUCACGUAACGCAUAUUUCACAUUUGCGCCUCCAACAAGAAGAAUCUACCUAAAACUCAUCGUCUUCUCCUUCUUCUUAUCACUCCUUGCUCUGAUCAUGGCUGACUCUACCAGUUCAUCAACGUCCGAAGCAAAUGUUCACAUCAUCUACACCGAGAAGCCUACAAAUGAGGAACCUAAAGACUAUCAUCUCCGUACCCUCUCCUCCGUUCUUGGCAGUGACAAAGCUGCAAAGGACGCUCUGGUUUACAGCUACAAGGAAGCUGCCUCUGGUUUCUCAGCUAAGCUCACCCCUGCGCAAGUUGCCAAAAUCUCCAAAAAACCAGGUGUGAUUCAAGUUGUGUCGAGCCAGACCUACCAGUUGCCCAAACCUGUUGGUGAGAGAGUUGCUGAAACGUCCGAAGCAAAGGUUCACAUCAUCUACACAGAGAAGCCUACCGAUGAGGAACCUAAAGUCUAUCAUCUCCGUAGACUCUCCUCCGUUCUUGGAAGUGAAAAAGCUGCAGAGGACGCUCUAAUAUACAGCUACAAGGAAGCUGCCUCAGGUUUCUCAGCUAAGCUCACCCCUGAGCAAGUCGCCAAGAUCUCCAAACAACCAGGUGUGGUUCAAGUUGUGUCGAGCCAGACCUAACAGUUGCCCAAACCUGUUGGUGGUGGUUUCAAGUUGACCUAAAUUUACGUCUGUCUUAUUCAACUUCUGCUGAAAUAUUUCUCUUGCUUUAGAGAGAGAGUUUGUGUUGAUGUUGUUGGUUUGAAAGAACUUGUUGUCUAAUUUAAAUGAUGUCAUGCUUUUUCUUUGGGGAUUCGAGUUUUUUCAAAUAUAUUAUUUGAAGAGAAA